AUUCUUUGGUCGGAACUUCAAUGCAAAGAGCGAUUCUUCUGGCGCUGAUUGUGGCUGCCGUCGCCGUGUCGACCGCAAGCGCAGCAGCCCUGCCCAUGCUCACAGCUGAGCAGCUUCAGCUCUUCACGGCGCCCUUCUUCUCGACCCGCAAGCCGACUGGCGGGUUGGAUAUGCCGUGCGACACAGCUGGCGGUGUCUCAGAGACUGUUCCCACUUCUGUGCACAUGCUUCGCCCUGGCGAUAUCAAGGUUGUUGCCGCGUUGGGUGACAGUCUCACUGCAGCCUAUGCAGCAAUGGAUCCCUCCAUUGACGGCAUGCUGUACGAAUAUCGCAACAUUUCCUGGAGCGUUGGCGGCGGCGGUUCCCUCGCAGAGCAGAUCACCUUGCCCAACAUCCUUAAAGAAUACAACCCGGACGUGACCGGCUUUAGCACAAGUGUCAACACAUUGUUUCAGAUUCCCCCCACCGCCGGGCUGAACGUUGCGGUUUCCGGCGCGAUUGCCACCGGCUUGCCUGCUCAAGCCAGGAGCCUGGUCAACAAGACCAAGAGCGAUCCGACCAUUGACUGGGAGAAAGACUGGAAGGUGGUCACGCUUUUCAUUGGUGGCAACGAUGCCUGCGCUCUUUGCUUGAAUGAAACCCUGCACUCGCCGCAGUUCAUCCGCGACAACAUUGAGGCCGCUCUGGACAUCCUCCUGGAAGGGCUUCCACGCACGCUGGUCAACUUGGUUGAGUUGCUCGAUGUUACCCAGCUGUUUGAGGUGCACGAUGACAUGUGCGACGCCUUGCACCAGCAGCUGUGCCCUUGCCUCGGAGGAGUCAACGACACUACUAUUCGUGCCAACAUUUCCGCCACCAUUGUCGAGUACCAACGGGCCGUUGCUGAACUCGCUCAGUUGCCAAAGUACAACUCGCACGAGAACUUUACGGUCGUCGACCAGCCCUUCUUCUCCAAGACCAAGAUCCCGCUCUUGGCCGACAAUGUUACGCCCGAUCGCUCGUACUUUGCCGUUGACUGCUUCCACUUUGCAUCUAUUGCCCACGAGGCUUCAGGCUUGGCUCUUUGGAACUCGAUGGUUGAGCCCGUCGGACACAAGCGCACCGACUGGAAGAUUGGCGAACCGCUCGAGUGCCCGUCCGACGCGCACAACCGCCCCUUCUUCUUUACCAACUACAACUCGUAUCUGUACUUGAAGUAUGGCUCCCAAUUCGGGCCCGGGUCCGACAGCGAUGACCACGCUGUUGCCAUUGGCGUCGGCGUGUCGGUUGGUGUCGUCGCCCUGCUCGUCGUGAUUGUGCUGUUCGUCCGCUGGUACAACAGGCGCCAUUCCUACCAGCGCUUGUAGAUAGAGCAACUGCGCUGGGGGGGGAGGUGUGUCCUCCUGCCGCUCUUUGAUGGAGAUUCAUGGGUGGUUUUUUGUAAUUGUUGUUUUGAAAUUUGUUGAACAAAAAAAGUUUUCAUUAUCGUU
Capsaspora owczarzaki ATCC 30864 is the source of this 1469-nucleotide messenger RNA. Its product is annotated as phospholipase B1. Gene Ontology annotation, molecular function: glycerophospholipase activity. Bases 21 to 1346 code for a protein of 441 amino acids. The record is from RefSeq and is a predicted model, not a curated record. Gene Ontology annotation, biological process: phospholipid metabolic process. NCBI's taxonomy places the organism in Eukaryota, Filasterea, Ministeriida, Capsasporidae. The transcript has 4 exons.